This is a messenger RNA of Pieris macdunnoughi, 2130 nucleotides long. The record is from the annotation of a GenBank genome assembly. Lineage: Eukaryota; Metazoa; Arthropoda; Insecta; Lepidoptera; Pieridae.
AUGGACUUUCCAAGAAGAAAUAAUGUGGAAGAACAACGAUGUGUAAUCGGACUACAAGACUUGCAAAUAUCGAACAAAGACGAAAAUGAAACUGAGCAGGCGCACAGUGCAACGACAUCUAACUUAGCGGCGCAGACAAAAAACAGGCCCGUGGGCGCGAUUGAAAGUUUUACUUUAGAUAGUAAUCCAAAUAAUCGUCAAGAUUACAGUUUUUAUGAGCGUUCUAACGUAAUAGCAGCUUCUAAAUACGCAACACCUAAGCGCGUCGAAACUAUUGCUUCAAUAAACAAACGCGAUAUCAAUGCCACUGCCCUGCCGCCCAGCCCUACGCGCUCAAUAGAAUCAAUAUCACAAAGGUCUUUAAGCUAUCAAACAGAAGACUUAUAUGAAAUACCAGGUAACACGAAUGCUUCGUAUCCGCCCCCUGUGUAUGAAAAUAUAGACUAUUACGGUGAGCAACAGUUGCCUCCACCCCCAUUCUAUCAUCAACUAUACCAACAGGCACCCCCUUUGGUCCCUGAAAGCUACUACGACACCAGAUACAGUAAGGCACAGCCUCAAGUACCAGUAAACACAAAACCAAAACCAGUUGUCUAUGAGAACAUGCUUUGUUCUGAUAAUGAAAAAAAAACUGACUUUAAAACACAGGCAAUUCCAAACCAACACUUUAUACAACAGAGCUCAACUCCAGGGCCUCAAGUCCCAAACACUAGUCUGAAUAAAAAUAUUUUAAGUGAUAAAUGUAAGCUAGAUAAAAUCCCACCACCUCCACCAUAUAACUCAUCUCAGGACACAUCAUGUGGUGACUACACAAUAAUGAAAUCUGCUCCUCCGAAAUACAGUGAUGUGAGUUCACUAUUAAAAACUGACAAUAAACUGACUAGUAUUGAAGAUAAGGUUACAAGUGUUAAGCCUUCAAGUGCAAUAUAUGCUUCAAUAGCCCCUAGUGCUCAACGACCAAAAGCAAACAUAGCUACAGAAGUCCAAACAGCUGUGCCUGCUCCAAAAUUUUUUCACCCGAAGCCAUUGCUAGGUAAUGGACUUGGGAAAAUUAAACAAACAGUGGCAAAUGGGUAUAACCUAAAUUUAAAAAUGCAAGCUGGUAGGAUGCAAAUUGUUGAUGAUACAAAUGGUUCUGACUAUGUUUGCAUGACUGGUGGAACAUCAGCAUCAGCUGUAGCUGCAGCAAGUAGAGACAAUGUCUCUUUAUCAGAAUCUGUGGGAUCUAGAAAUCUUACAUCUACAAGAACAUCUCUCUGUUCACCUGCCCAAUCACCAGCACCGAGUCCAACACCCAGCUCUAUGUCACAAGUAUCGGGUGGAUCAAGAGGCUCUGGGGGAAGAGGAAAGAGCUUGCUUCCAUACAGUAUAACUCCUCCCCGCCCUCAAGGCCCCAGUGAGGCUCAGCGAAAAAUAGAAGAAAUGACCAGGCAACUAGAAGAGGAAAUGGAAAGGCAAGAUGAAGAAGGAGAAUACUUUGGUAUUUGUCACACAUGCGGCACUGGAGUAACAGGAGCUGGUCAAGCAUGCCAGGCAAUGGGUAAUUUGUAUCACACCAACUGUUUUAUCUGUUGUUCAUGUGGUCGGGCUCUUAGAGGAAAAGCAUUUUACAAUGUUCAUGGAAAAGUAUAUUGCGAGGAAGACUAUUUGUAUUCUGGUUUUCAACAAACUGCAGAAAAAUGUGCUAUUUGCGGCCAUCUUAUAAUGGAAAUGAUUUUACAAGCAAUGGGCAAAUCAUAUCACCCGGGUUGUUUCCGAUGUUGUGUCUGCAAUGAAUGCCUUGACGGAGUUCCCUUUACUGUUGAUGUUGACAAUAAGAUAUACUGUGUCAAUGAUUAUCAUCGCAUGUUUGCACCCAAGUGUGCCAGCUGUGGAAAAGGCAUAACACCCGUUGAGGGCACAGAUGAAACAGUCCGAGUGGUUUCAAUGGACAGGGACUUCCAUGUUGAUUGCUAUAUGUGCUGUGUGUGUGGUAUGCAGCUGACAGACGAACCCGAUAAACGAUGCUACCCAUUAGCAGGUAAACUUAUGUGUCGGGCUUGCCAUUUGUCGACGAUAGGUGCCGCAUCAGGACCUGGAAUGGCGCCCGCGCCACAUCUUUCACCAGCUUCCUACCAGUAUAUGGGCUAA